AUGUACACCGUAAACACCAUUGAUCUAUGCAAGGCGCUCACUCAACAGUACAAAUACGCGGUUUUUUUUUUCCACGACUCGAGAAAAGUAGAAACGCUCAAGUAUAAAGAAGAACUUUUAAAACUCCUGCCUCAUCUCAUCAAAGGUCCAGAAUACACGUGUGCGCAGUUUGACCUCAAGAAUGUGGAGGUUCCCAAGGAAAGUUUUGGGUUUGUGGCUGACAAGGGCGUCUUGUUUUACCGUGACGGCGUCUAUGUGACUUACAUGGAUGGAUUAAACGAAGAAAUGUUCAAGCUGAUGUACACAAAUAUGCCAUCGCUGGGAUUGUUGAAUUUAGCUGAGGCUUAUAGAAACAAUUACGGUAUUAGGCCUACGCCUGUUCCUCCCGCUCCAGCAGCAGCUCCGCCAACAGCAGCUCUGCCAGCCAAUUCGUCAGGAAACAUAAUUAUAACCAGCACUACUCAAAAUGGAGUAGUGACUUUUACUGUCAAAAAGGACGGAAACAUAUCAACAAUUACAUUUUAG
Messenger RNA from Kickxella alabastrina, 525 nucleotides. RefSeq lists its product as uncharacterized. Lineage: Eukaryota; Fungi; Kickxellomycota; Kickxellomycetes; Kickxellales; Kickxellaceae. The record is from RefSeq and is a predicted model, not a curated record. Bases 1 to 525 code for a protein of 174 amino acids. The transcript has a single exon.